AUGCUAACGUUGUCGCGCAUUCAGGUUCGAAUUAGAUGCGCGGAUUCAGCAUGUACAGACUUCGAUCUUUGUGUCUCUUGUUUCGCCAAGGGAGAAUCGCGCAACGCACACGACCCCGCGACCCACGCCUUCCGCGUUAUUGAACAAAACUCGUUUCCAAUUUUCGACGACGAAUGGGGCGCAGACGAAGAAUUGCUUUUAAUCGAGGGCGCCGAGAUUUACGGACUCGGGUCCUGGGCGGACAUCUCGGAUCACAUUGGCGGUUUUCGUCAGAAGGACGAAGUUCGCGACCAUUACCUCAAGACAUACGUCGAGUCCCCGCGCUUCCCACUCCCAAAGCGCUGCAGCCCUCAUGACAACGAGUUGGCCAGCGAGAUCCCCCGAGAAGAAUUUCAGGCCCGUAAAAAGCGCAGGAUUGAAGAGCGCCGUGAGGCUGCCAAGAAUGCGCCGGCCUUACAACCUAAGACGAAACCGACGGCCUCUGUGCCCAGCUGUCACGAAAUCCAGGGAUACAUGCCCGGUCGCUUAGAAUUCGAAACAGAGCACGCCAACGACGCCGAAGAAGCGGUGCAACUGAUGCAAUUUGACCCUGGUGAUGGGCUGAACCCCAAAACAGGAGAGCUUGAGCCCGAGAUGGAACUGAAGCUCACCGUCAUGGAAGUGUAUAACUGUCGACUUACGCAGCGAGUGGAUCGCAAAAAGGUCAUUUUCGAGCACAACUUGCUUGACUACAGAGAAAAUUCAAAGCUAGAAAAGAAGAGGACCAAGGAGGAAAGGGACCUGAUUCAAAAAGCAAAGCCCUUUGCGCGUAUGAUGAAUUGCAAAGACUUUGACGAUCUUUGCCAAGGGCUUGUUGACGAGCAAAACCUCAGACAAGCCAUUGCACAACUACAAGAAUGGCGCAGUCUCAAAAUUGGUGACCUGCGCAGUGGAGAGAAUUACGAGGCAGAAAAGGCCGCCAGAAUACAAAAGUCAAUACCUAUGGGCUCCAUGGAUCGCGAGCGUCUCGCAUCUACGCAACGCAAUAAGCAAGCAGCGCCGCCCGAGCCGCCCAGCGGCGCUGCCCUUCUUGUCGCGCCGGAGCUGCCUGAACACAUCAACCAGGGGACCGCAGACGGUGACAGCAAGUCGCUCGCCAAUGGACAGACCAAUGGCGUUGUGACUAAUGGCCACGCACCACCAACACGACCAAAAUAUGUCCCUCAGCCGAUAUCGGGCGUGCAGUCGCUCCACCUCACCCAGGACAAUGCUCCGGAUCUACACCUACUCACGGCCGACGAGGCGAAGUUGUGCGAAGUGAUUCGCUUGCAGCCCAAGCCCUACCUGAUGAUCAAAGAACAGAUUUUGAAAGAGGCCAUAAAGGGGAACGGAUCUCUGAAGAAGAAGCAGGCUAAGGAUAUCUGUCGACUAGAUUCGCAAAAGGGAGCAAGGAUUUUUGACUUUUUCGUCAAUGCAGGCUGGGUCGGGAAAGCGUGA
Messenger RNA from Cordyceps fumosorosea ARSEF 2679, 1476 nucleotides. RefSeq names its product Transcriptional adaptor 2. Gene Ontology annotation, biological process: chromatin remodeling; regulation of transcription by RNA polymerase II. Gene Ontology annotation, molecular function: protein binding; chromatin binding; transcription coactivator activity. Lineage: Eukaryota; Fungi; Ascomycota; Sordariomycetes; Hypocreales; Cordycipitaceae. The coding region runs from base 1 to 1476 and encodes 491 amino acids. The record is from RefSeq and is a predicted model, not a curated record. The transcript has a single exon. Gene Ontology annotation, cellular component: SAGA-type complex; nucleus.